AUGCGCGGCAAAGACCAUUAUCCCCUGAGUGGGGCUCGGAUGGAGAUCGGCUCGAAGAACUCCACCUUAACCUCCAGUACCUACUGGGGCCAGUUCGAGGAAAUCGGCCAAUACAAUCCCGAGUUCAAUGUGGCCGAACGUCUCUGGGCUGCUUGGUAUGCUUGGAUGCAGAAUGAUGUCCUCGCCACGGGGAUCAUGUCUUUCGCCAUGCACGAGUUGGUCUACUUCGGUCGCUCGCUGCCGUGGAUCUUCAUCGACACCCUCGGUAUCUUCAAUAAUUACAAGAUUCAGAGCGGCAAGAUUCCUUCAUUACGGGAACAGUGGGAAUGCGCUCGAUUCGUGCUCCUGAGUCACUUCACUGUUGAGCUGCCUCAGAUCUGGCUCUUCCACCCUAUGGCUCAAUUCUUCGGUCUUUCUACGUCCGUUCCCUUCCCCUCCGUCUGGACCAUGGCCUAUCAGAUCGCCAUCUUUUUCGUGAUGGAGGACACUUGGCACUACUUCUCUCACCGUGCUCUUCACUGGGGUCCCCUCUACAAAGCCAUCCACAAGAUCCACCAUCAAUACUCUGCACCUUUUGGUUUGGCUGCGGAAUACGCAUCUCCGAUCGAGGUCAUGAUCCUGGGCUUCGGAACCGUCGGUUGCCCCAUCGUAUGGUGUGCGUUCACUGGAGACCUGCACAUCUUGACCAUGUACGUCUGGAUUGUCUUGCGCCUUUUCCAGGCCAUUGAUGCCCACAGCGGCUACGAAUUCCCGUGGAGUCUGCACCACUUCCUUCCCUUCUGGGCUGGUGCUGAUCACCACGACCUCCACCACGAGAAGUUCAUUGGCAACUACUCGAGCAGCUUCCGCUGGUGGGACUUCCUUCUUGACACCGAGUACACUCCCGAUGCCCUGAAGCGUCGCAGGGACAACAAGGCAUCCACCGAGAAGGCUCAGUAA
Penicillium atrosanguineum is the source of this 939-nucleotide messenger RNA. RefSeq names its product sterol desaturase family protein. Bases 1 to 939 code for a protein of 312 amino acids. The transcript is spliced from 4 exons. Gene Ontology annotation, molecular function: C-4 methylsterol oxidase activity; iron ion binding. Gene Ontology annotation, biological process: ergosterol biosynthetic process. The record is from RefSeq and is a predicted model, not a curated record. NCBI's taxonomy places the organism in Eukaryota, Fungi, Ascomycota, Eurotiomycetes, Eurotiales, Aspergillaceae.